AUGAAGACAUCAAACACUCUUUCGCUUCUUCUCGCUGCUACAUCCGCUUCCGGGCAUGCUUUGGUAACCCAAGUCUUCGGUUCGAACGGUGUGAUUACAUCUGGUCUCGGUGUUGUCAAGGGCACCCCCCGAACCGGCACUGACGCACAGCCCUUUCAAAUCGACACGCCCACUCUUAAGAAUAUGAAGGCUGACCCCUGCGGCGCGACUCUUAUUGGCGGAAGCAUCAAUAUUCCGACCGCAAUCAAGGCUGCGAUCGCAGAAGGAGGAGGAUCGCUUCCUUCGCUUUCUCCCAACGGCAGUAUCAGUCUCGAAAUCCAUCAAGUUAACGCGGACGGCGGAGGGCCAUUCACGGCCAUGGUUAAUGCUGAUGCAACCGGCAAAACCUGGACCCCCGCCACCGUCCUCGUUCAGGCUCCAGGGAAGAACGGUAUUCUUCAUGGAGGUCCCGCCAAUGCGCCGUUCGCUGUGCAAAUUCCGGCCGACACAAAAUGUACGGGUGGUCAAGAUGGUGCGACCUGUCUUAUCCGCUUGAACAACGGCGGCAAAGGCAACACACUGUCGCUUGCCCAAGGUGCCGGUCCUUUUGGUGGGUGUAUCGCCGUGACGCAAGAUAUCAAUGGGCAAAAGGUCAAGGGCCCUAAGAAAAUUAGCCCUCAAGGCAAUUCCCGCGUUUUUUCGCGGUUCUUCAAUCCUUCCGUCGUAGAACGUGACGCUGUCGUCGGAGACUACCUACGCACUCGUGUUGUCGACGAUUUAACUGAUCUUGUUGCGCGGGGAGAACUGACAGCUGACCUCAUCAACGAGAUCAAAACGGUAACUGGGACGGCUCUCGACAUUCCGAUUGAUAUGCUUGCUGGCCAGAAUGAUGCCGCUGACCUUGGAGGAAACUCGACAACCGCCCCCAAUGCCGUCCUUACUCUCCAGCAAGCCGUAAACUUGAAGAAGGCCGUCAAAAAUGCAAUCGAAAUCUCGUUGAAAAUUCUUUCCUCUGGCGGGAAGGUCGUUGCGCAGAACGCACAGCCGCUGGACCAAACUAACGCGGCCAACGCUGCCGCCGCCGCCGCUCUUCGCGACGGCUCGCUGAAAACAGUUAAUAAGGACAACCUUGGCCAAAUCCAGACCGAGGUUGUCGACUCGCUACUGGGCCCUCUUGCCACGCUGACACGCGCAUCCGACUUCGCGAAAAGCACUGCAACGGUUGCGGGAGAUCCCGCAUUACUUGCUGCAGCUGUCAGCGCCUCCCCGACUACUGCUCGUACAAGACCCGGCCCACCGGGAAGGAAUGGUCAAGGAAGAAAGUUUGGAAAGAGCCGCUUGAACAACUGA
Mycena indigotica is the source of this 1329-nucleotide messenger RNA. RefSeq names its product putative gegh 16 protein. Lineage: Eukaryota; Fungi; Basidiomycota; Agaricomycetes; Agaricales; Mycenaceae. The coding region runs from base 1 to 1329 and encodes 442 amino acids. The record is from RefSeq and is a predicted model, not a curated record. The transcript has 9 exons.